Zingiber officinale is the source of this 2174-nucleotide messenger RNA. RefSeq names its product transcription factor GAMYB-like. Bases 207 to 1847 code for a protein of 546 amino acids. The record is from RefSeq and is a predicted model, not a curated record. The transcript has 5 exons. NCBI's taxonomy places the organism in Eukaryota, Viridiplantae, Streptophyta, Magnoliopsida, Zingiberales, Zingiberaceae.
UUGCCUUUUCCGGACGGAGCUUAUAUGACAUUUCGCCCCUUUUGUACUGCUCCUGCUCUGCUUCCGCGGCCUUCUCCUCGCUUGUUCCUCCGAUUUCCCUCUUCCUCGUUCUCAUAUCACCACUCCGGCGGCUAGGUCGAUUUUUACUUUCCAAAUUAAUUGCUUCAGCUUUCUGUUUUUCAAUUUGCAUACACAGGUUACAGAAAAUGAAUCAGAUGCAAACAGAGAGUGAGGAAACAAGGAUUCAAGAGAAACCGAUUGAUUUGACAUCUAUCGAAGAAGGCAGCAGCUUGAGUUCACUAAGUGGAGGAAAUCGUGUUCUGAAAAAGGGGCCUUGGACGGUUCCAGAGGAUGCAAUUUUGUUGAAUUAUGUUAAAAAACAUGGGGAAGGAAAUUGGAAUGCUGUUCAGAAGCACACAGGUCUCUCUCGAUGUGGCAAAAGUUGUCGUCUACGGUGGGCCAAUCAUCUCAGGCCAAAUUUAAAGAAAGGUUCCUUUACACCAGAGGAGGAACAAUUGAUAAUUGAACUCCAUGCUAAAAUGGGAAACAAAUGGGCUCGUAUGGCUGCACUUAUGCCUGGCCGAACUGAUAAUGAAAUAAAAAACUACUGGAAUACAAGAAUAAAAAGACGCCAACGUGCUGGUUUGCCUCUAUACCCAUCUAAUAUAUGCUAUCCAGUUUCUGAGGAAAAUCAACAAUACAAGAAUUCCAGUGAAUAUAUGUUAAGUGACAAACAGCCCAAUGAUCACUUUCAAGGAAGCAAUUUUGAAAUUCCUGAUACUGUACUGAACAACUUCAAUGCUACCCAUGGGUCUCUAUAUAGUGCUUCAUCAUUCUCAGAUGUAAAUGUUAAUAGCCUACUCAGUCAGAGUUUUGAACCCCAGAGCAGUACCAUCGGGAAUUCAACAUUGAGUUAUAUGAAGCACUCUGAAAAGCUAUACCCUACUAUCCCUAGUAGCAUCUCUGAUGGACUUUCUACUUUUGCAUAUAUGGUCGUAGAGCCUAGGGGAAAACAACUGACUUCUAUAUUAGGUUAUCCGUGUGAUCCUGAUCCCAGAAAGAAGAACCUACAACAUUGUGGAGGAGCAAUCCCUGGUAGCCGUGCCCUUCUAAAUGGUGUAUUUUCUGCUCCUGGUCCUAUUCUUGGGACUUCGGAUUUGGAGCUCCCUUCAUUCCAAUGUACAGAAACUGAGGAUAGUUGCUGGCCUCCAUGUUCAUCCACUCUUGAAGCAACUGAUGUGUUGGGUAACUCUCCCUCAGAAACUAUUUCAUUGCAAUCUGACUGUGUUUCACCAAGGCAAAGUGGUCUACUGGAAGCAUUGGUACAUGAAGCACAAACAAUAAGUAACACGAAGAAAGAACCAUCUAUCAUAAACAAUGUGGAUGCAUAUGAUCUAGAGUCAGAAAGUGUCAAUGAAACAAAGUUGGAAAGCCAAAGUAACCCCUCUAUUUCUUCUCUGAGUCGAUCUGCUGGUGUCUUCAGUUCAAGCACCUCCCUGAUCAGCUGCGGCUCUGUAGAUGAGUGUCCACAUUCUAACAUCUUUUCAAAUUCUAACAACAUGAUGGCAACCAAAAUUUUUUCUAGUCAUAAAGUUCAGGAGAGAGGCACUUCAUUCUCUGUAGAUUUCUCGAGGCCAGGUUCUUUACUCGGUUCAGUUUGGCUUGAAUAUGAUUCUUGUCGUGUCAGAGAGUACUCUGUCCUGAAUGACUCCUUUGCAACAUUGUUAGGCCAAGAUUUGUGCAGCAACUUCAAACCUGUACCUGUUGGAACACCUUCUCUAACGCAGGGAGUUGGACUCGACGCGUACCUGUGGAAUAAAAUGCCUCAUGCAUGUCAAAUGCCUUGAUUUCUUUGAGGUGUUACUAUGAGGUGGCGUUUGGUUUAUUUCUGAUGGAAGCCAGUGUCCUAAAUGACGGGAUUAAAACAGCUGUGUUGAUGUGCAUUUUAUUGUCUACAAAAAUCAUAAGACCUGCUAUAUGAGUCUUAUUUUGUCAUGUAAGACCAUAUCAAUAAUAAUUUGAAUCUGGAGUGGAAAAUAUACAAUUAAGUUUCUAAUUUUGUUCGAGUUUAAGUGAUCUCGGCAAUGCUGUGAUUACAUCUUUGAACCUCUUUUAUAAACACUGCAUGCUUUCUUGAACAUUUGUGAACUUUGUGUGCUUGUUUUAGGUAUUAA